AUGGCUCCCGCGUUCAGAGCGACGGAAGGAUCGGCAAACUUCCCAAAGGAACCUCGCAAGGCAGGAGUUCAGGUCAAUGCGUCCGGAAAGCCGGCGAUUGCAGUAGCCGUGAGCAGCGCGAGCGGUUCUGAUAGGCUUCAAACAGCUGCUUCGAGCGGUGCUGGUUCUGGUUGUAGUAGGCUCCGCACGUCUGCUGCCGGUGCUACCGGUGCUGCCGUUUCCUCGGGCAUUGUCGCCGAAGCCUCAGAAGAAGUACGAACAGCCGGGACUGCGGUUAUUACCGACGCGUGUCCCUCGCGGGUAAACUCCGAGCUGGCUGCGUGUGACGUGGCUGCGAGAGUGGUGGAGCAUGCUGACGUGGCAGCUGAGCUGGAUGGGAACGGGCACAACCACGAGCACCCGCGAUGUUCGCCAGUGCUUCGUCGCAAGCCGAUGGACGUGCCUACGAAGAUGGUUCGCCAGCUCUUCGCGACGGGCGAGAAUAAGUACACGGGAUUGGACGAAAGGAAAGAGGAUGGCGUGAGGGACACGUGGACCGAGUCCUUGGAGCCUGAAUCGCAGUUCUCUGAUAUGAAUGUGCUUAUGUCAAGCGGUCUUGACGGGAUAACGUUCGAUUCGUCGAUCCAAGAGUGUGCUGGUCAACGGGAUGAAGAUUCUGAUGUGAGGGGAAUAGAGAACGACGAAGGGGACAAGGGAGGGGAAGAGGAGGGAUUGGAAGAGUAUGAAGAAGAAAUCGAAUUGGUGAUUGAGGAAGAGGAUUUGAAGGAAGAGGUGGAGGUGGAGGAAGAGGAGGGAUUGGAAGAGUAUGACGAAGAAUUGGUGAUUGAGGAAGAGGACUUAAAGGAAGUGGUGGAGGUGAAGAGAGAGGACUUGGAGGAAGAGGAGGAGGUUGGAGAGAGGUUUGAAGAAGAAAUCGAGUUGGUGAUUGAGGAAGACGACUUGAAGGAAGAGGUGAAGGUGGAGGUGGAGGAAGAGGAGGAGGUCGGAGAGAAGGGCGAAGGCGAGGAGCAAGAGGAGGGAAGUGACAGCGAUGAGGACGAGGAUGAGAGUGAGGAUGAGGAGGAAGAGGAGGAGGAGGAUGAGGAGGGAGACGAGGAGGAGAAUGGAAAUGAGGGGGAGGAGGAAGAGGAAGAGGAGGAGGAGGAGGACGAGGAGCGGAUGGAGGAUGGGUAUCCGAUUGUUUUGAAGGUUGGUCAGGUAAUGCUGCCGUGCAAGGUGAGGUACGACAACGAGGAGAUAGUUCAGAUCGUGGAAGCAGUUGACGAUUCGGAGAUAGUGGAGGUGGUUGAUGACGUGGCAGAUAACGAUGACGUGUCCCUUAAUGACGUGGACAAGCACAAGGACUGCCAAGGGCACGGUCGAACCUGCACGUCUCUUCCUGCGGCCAGUGGCAGCCCGCCACGUGUCCUCUCCCUGUCCAUGGAGAAUUCCUCCCCUCCCGCUCCCUCCUCACCCACCUCUCCUCUCCACUAUCCGCCCAUCUCCUUCUCCCCACCUCCCACCGAGUCCCUCGAGCAAUUGCUCACACCCUCCACCAUCCCGACUGCUUCGUUCCCAUCCCCUCCUAAGAGCAUUCUCAAGCCCUCGUUUGUAGAACGCUGCAGUAACGCAGCCUCCUCUUGCAAGGUCACGAGUGGCAAUGCCAUGGGAACCGUGGGUCGGAAGCGGCAGAGGGAAGGGAGCGAGAGUGGCAGUGCGUGUGGUGGGAGUAAGAAGGAGCAGGGAGGAGAGACGUGCGUGGAGGCGAGGGGGGUGCGGCCAACAGCACGGGAGCGAGUGGCGAGGCAGAUGGAGGUGGCAGAGGCGGCAGUGAGAAUGCUCGUGGAGCGAUGCAAGGGUGAGAAUCUGGAUGAUGCUUCACAUGGUCACGGAGCGUCUCGUGUGCCGUCCUCAUUGGCUGAUGACGCCUUGCACCAAAUGGAGCAGCUGCGCCAUGCAGUCUUGGACAUAACCAAGCCGCGCAAGCGCCUUCGAUUUGCCGAUGAGCUUGGGAAGGAGCUCAACCAUAUCCGUUUCAUUCAACCCAGAAGAGGAUGCUUUCUGGCUGUUUGCAUUGCAGCCAUUAAUUGUGCUGCCAGCAUAUCUGUUAAGAAGGAUUGUGGGACUAGUCAAGUUUGUUCCUGCAAGCUGAUAAUCUUGAAGUGCCAAGCAGACGCACGUGUUACCAUGGACUCCAACCAAUCGCAGCGUGCUGCGCAGCCGUCCGUCACGGACCCCUUCUUCGAUCUCCUCCAGCCGUCCGCCGCGGUAUCUAAGCCCGCGCAUGCCGCCACCUCGUCGUCCGCGCUCACCAGCGGAUCUCCGCCGUCCAACGACCCCGCGCUGCCGUUCGUCCGCUCCCUCAGUCCUCCCGCCGAGUCGGCUUUCGCAGGCUCCGCGUCUCGCGGUGGCAUGGCAAGCUCUUCACAGGGCCCAACCCACUCCCAGCCUCAACACCCUUCCCCCCCUCAUCCAUCCUUUUCCACUGGAGACGGGGGCAUGGGCGGCGGCGGAAUGGGGGGUGGUAACCUGGGGGGAGGGGGCAGCAUGGGGGGAGCAGCAGGGGGAGCGGGAGGCGCGGGGGGCGCAGGGGGCGCGGGGGGCGCGGGGAUGCGCGCAGCAGCAGCAGCGCGCGCGCCAGCGACAGCAGGGGACGUGGCGCAGGUGGCAGCGGAGGUCACCUCCGCCAUGGAGCGCCUGCUGCAGCGCUUCUCUGAGGGCGUGUCUGCCGCGUUGGGGGACGCCAGCAGCAGGGUGAGGCGCGUGGAGGCGGCAGUGGCGGCGCUGCAGGGGGCUGUGGACCGUGCUGCAGGGGAUGACGGGGAGAGGCACGCUGAGGUCGACUCGCGGCUGCGAUCGGUGGAGAACGUGCUUCUAGAGCGCUUCUCCGAGGUGAGUUUUGAGUCGACUGAAAAGGCAACGGAGGUGACGUCCGCCAAGCGCAUGCUGCAGCGCUUCUCCGAGGGCAUCUCUGCCGCGCUGGGGGACGUCAGCAGCAGGGUGCGACGCGUGGAGCCGGCGGUGGCGGCGCUGCAGAGCGCGGUGAACCGUGCUGCGGGUGAUGAGGGCGAGCGCCACGCUGAGCUGGAUGGGAGGCUGCGAUCGGUUGAGAACGUGCUGCUAGAGGGCGCUGUGGACCGCGCUGCUGGGGAUGAGGGGGAGAGGCACGCUGAGCUGGACUCGCGGCUGCGAUCCGCGGAGAACGUGCUGCUAGAGGUGAGUGAUUGUAGUGAGAUACUCUUAAAGAAGUAUCCGCAGCAUGGACUGAUGCGAGGAUCAGGUGCAGCGUAA
This is a messenger RNA of Closterium sp. Yama58-4, 3270 nucleotides long. Lineage: Eukaryota; Viridiplantae; Streptophyta; Zygnematophyceae; Desmidiales; Closteriaceae. The record is from the annotation of a GenBank genome assembly.